This is a messenger RNA of Wasmannia auropunctata (little fire ant), 3713 nucleotides long. It is a transcript of the gene Khc, whose product is annotated as kinesin heavy chain. Gene Ontology annotation, molecular function: ATP binding; microtubule binding; microtubule motor activity. The transcript is spliced from 14 exons. NCBI's taxonomy places the organism in Eukaryota, Metazoa, Arthropoda, Insecta, Hymenoptera, Formicidae. Bases 411 to 3323 code for a protein of 970 amino acids. Gene Ontology annotation, biological process: microtubule-based movement. The record is from RefSeq and is a predicted model, not a curated record.
UGGAACGGUGACAGACAGACGGGCCAGUGCCUGGUUGUCGGAGCGGAGCGGAGCGUGGCGAGAGGAGGCGAGAGGUAGGAGCCGGGGAAGGGAGGGAAGGAGACAGAUAUAGGGGUAGACGGAGGUGGUCCCUUCAUGCGGUACGCGCCUGUAUGCCAUCCCGUCGCCUACAUGCCUCACUCUACGUGCAAUCGUAGCCGCGGAUAGUCGGAGGCAUCGGGGAGAAUAUAGCUUAGAGAAGAGGAGUAUCGGCCGCGCCGAUACCACCGAGUCGAGUGCCAGGCACACGUACAUAUAUAUAUACAAAUACACGGACGGACGGACGGGCGCGCGCGCGCGCACACGCACGCACCUCUUCGUCAUCGCCUGCCGCCGUCGUCGUCGUCACCGUCGUCACCUCCCCGCACGCAAUGGCCAUGGAGACGCCGCGGGAGCGAGAGAUCGCCGCCGAGGACAGCAUCAAGGUGGUCUGCAGGUUCCGGCCGCUCAACGACUCCGAGGAGAAGGCCGGCUCCAAGUUCAUCGUCAAGUUCCCGUCCGGCGGCGACGAGAACUGCAUCUCCAUCGGGGGCAAAGUAUACCUCUUUGAUAAAGUAUUUAAACCGAAUGCAACGCAAGACAAAGUCUACAAUGAGGCCGCAAAGUCUAUCGUCACAGAUGUCCUGGCAGGAUAUAACGGAACCAUUUUUGCAUAUGGUCAAACAUCGUCAGGUAAAACGCACACAAUGGAGGGAGUCAUCGGCGAUCCUAACAAACAGGGUAUCAUCCCGAGAAUCGUCAAUGACAUCUUCAAUCAUAUUUACGGCAUGGAGGAGAACUUGGAAUUCCAUAUCAAAGUAUCAUACUUUGAGAUUUACAUGGAUAAAAUCAGGGAUCUUCUCGACGUGUCUAAGGUUAACUUAAGCGUACAUGAAGACAAGAACCGGGUGCCGUUCGUGAAAGGCGCGACCGAGCGGUUUGUUUCUAGUCCUGAGGAGGUGUUUGAGGUGAUAGAGGAGGGCAAGUCAAACCGGCACAUCGCCGUGACCAACAUGAACGAGCACAGCUCACGUUCUCAUUCCGUUUUCCUUAUAAACGUUAAACAAGAGAAUUUGGAGAAUCAAAAGAAACUCUCCGGCAAGCUGUACCUCGUCGAUUUAGCCGGUUCCGAAAAGGUUUCUAAAACCGGCGCAGAAGGAACGGUGCUAGACGAGGCGAAGAACAUCAACAAAUCUCUAUCUGCACUUGGUAACGUAAUCUCGGCCUUGGCUGACGGCAAUAAGACUCACAUUCCUUAUCGUGACUCCAAGCUAACGAGAAUCCUGCAAGAAUCCUUGGGUGGCAACGCCAGGACCACAAUCAUCAUCUGUUGCUCCCCCGCUAGCUUCAACGAAUCCGAAACGAAAUCGACCUUAGAUUUCGGCAAACGCGCCAAGACCAUCAAGAACGUCGUGUGCGUCAACGAGGAGUUGACGGCCGAAGAAUGGAAACGUCGUUACGAGCGCGAGAAAGAUAAAGUGGCGAGAUGGAAGGGCAAGGUGGACAAAUUGGAGGCGGAAUUGUCGCGUUGGCGGCAGGGUGAGACCGUCAGACUAGAGGAGCAGGUUAGCCUGGUUGAAGGACCGGAUGUUACCACACCGAUCACUGCACCCGUCGAAGUCAAACUGGACGACAGUCCGAUGCCUGCUACUCCCGGCGGCGGUCUCAUGAUCGGUUCCCUUUCGAACGAGGAGAGGCAGAAGCUCGAGGAGGAACGCGAGAGGCUGUACCAACAGCUGGACGACAAGGAUGAGGAGAUCAAUCAGCAGUCGCAGUACGUUGAGAAGCUGAAGGAGCAGAUGGAUGAACAGGAGGAACUUAUCGCCAGCGCAAGACGAGAUUACGAGCAGUUGCAGCAGGAGAUGAAUCGAAUACAGCAGGAGAACGAGAGCGCUAAGGAGGAGGUGAAGGAGGUGCUGCAAGCGCUGGAAGAGCUUGCGGUCAACUACGACCAAAAGUCACAAGAGGUCGAGCUGAAGAACAAAGAACAGGAAUCGAUGACGGAGGAGCUCCUGGCUAAACAAGUGGCUUUAAACAACACCGCGUCCGAGUUGCAACAAUUGCGCGACAUGUCGGCCCACCAAAGGAAGCGCAUCGCGGAGAUGCUAGCGAACUUCCUGAAAGACUUGGGAGAGAUCGGCGUGGCUAUCGGUGGCGAGUCUAACGAGAAUCUAAAGAUCGCACCGCCGGAGAGCAACGGUAAACUGGAGGAGGAGUUCACGGUGGCGCGGCUAUUUAUCAGCAAGAUGAAGUCCGAGGUGAAGAAUUUGGUCCAGCGAUGUCAGGGAUUGGAGAGCUUCCAAGUGGACUGCAACAAGAAAGUUUCCGAGUACGAGAAGGACUUGGCCGAAUGCCGACUGUUGAUCUCGCAGCACGAGGCCCGUAUGCAAACGCUGUCGGAGUCGAUGAAGGAGGCCGAGACGCGUAAGCGAGGCCUGGAAGAGGACGUAGACGCGUUGCGCGAGGAAUGCGCCAAGUUGAAGGCCGCCGAGCAAGUGCAGGCGGUCACCAACAAGGAGAAGGCCGAGGAGAAAGAGGCGGCGACGAAGAUGCGAGUGGCCUUGGAGGAGCAGAUGGAUCAGCUGAGGGAUGCGCAUCAAAAACAGGUUGCCGCGCUCAGAGACGAGCUGUCCGAAAAGCAGGAGCUGAUCAGCGAGCUCAAGGAUCUCAAUCAGAAGUUCACUCUGGCGCAUCAGCAGAUGCAGGCCGAUUACGAGCGGCUGAAGCAAGAGGAGGCUAACAAGACGGUCAAGCUGCAGGAGCUUUUGCUGUUGAACGAGCGCCGGGAGCAAGCGAGAAAGGAUCUCAAGGGUUUGGAGGACACGGUAGCCAAAGAACUGCAGACCUUGCACAAUCUGCGCAAAUUGUUCGUCCAGGAUCUGCAGGCUAGAAUAAAGAAGACCAUCAACGCGGAGGAUAACGAGGACGACGGCGGUUCCCUCGCGCAGAAACAGAAGAUCUCCUUCCUGGAGAACAACCUGGACCAGCUGACGAAGGUGCACAAACAGCUCGUCAGGGACAACGCAGACCUCCGCUGCGAACUGCCUAAGCUGGAGAAGCGAUUACGGGCGACGAUGGAGCGCGUCAAGGCCCUGGAGACGGCGCUGCGCGACGCCAAGGAGGGCGCGAUGCGAGACCGCAAGCGCUACCAGUACGAGGUGGACCGGAUCAAGGAGGCGGUCAGGCAAAAGAAUCUGGCGCGCCGCGGACCGAGCGCGCAGAUCGCGAAGCCGAUUCGGGCCGGUCAGCACCACCUGAGUAACGUCAACGCCAUCAGAACCGGCAAUCGUGAUUCACUUAAUUAAAAAACCUACAUUGUGUGUCGUUGUGUGGGUUUGUUCGGUUUUGCGUUACAAAAGGGGUGGCGGCCCGGCCCCCCAGGCAGCUCUGCGCUUUAGAGUAAGUGUGGGUCGAAUUUUGUUUACGUCUUCUAUCUUGGCACGAAGCUUCUCGCGCGAUUUUAUGAAAGAGGAAAUAAGCGAGUGAAAAAAAGAAAAGAAAAAACGAACAAACCUCGCGACGUUCUCCCCCCUCUUCCCCUUUUUAUGCUCGAACGCGUCCCUUUGCAUGGCGAGUUUACAAUUAUUUGAGACGUUCUCAGUUGCGAUUAACCGCCGCAUCCGUUUUAUAUAUAUAUAUCGAGAUUAAUUUCAUGAAAUAUGAAAUUUUAUUUUUGACUGACCGAUAUUUUUAUU